Helianthus annuus (common sunflower) is the source of this 2577-nucleotide messenger RNA. RefSeq lists its product as uncharacterized. The coding region runs from base 238 to 2349 and encodes 703 amino acids. The record is from RefSeq and is a predicted model, not a curated record. Lineage: Eukaryota; Viridiplantae; Streptophyta; Magnoliopsida; Asterales; Asteraceae. The transcript has 10 exons. Gene Ontology annotation, molecular function: DNA binding.
GUCUCCCAAAACCAAAACCCACCCACCAACCAACCAAAAACCCUUUUCUUUAAAAAGUAUCUGUCCUUUCCUGCUUUUCAACAGAGUCCAGUCCAGUGGUCUCAUCAAUCAUCCCCAGAUACCCACUCAUCUUUCUCCGAAUGAUUCUUCCUGAAAUGGGUUUCUUCCGAUGAUCGUGUUUCACAGCCGAUUGUGUUAAAGGAAAAGGGUUUGUUGAUCACACAUUGCGUUGCAGAGAUGAAGAAGAAAGCGAAAAGGGUUGAGAAAAAUGAAGAUGACUGUGAAGAAUGGUGCUUUCAAUGCAAAGAUGGUGGCGAUUUGAUCAUUUGUGAUCAUAAGGAUUGCUUGAAAUCGUACCAUCCUGAAUGUGUAAACUUUGAUGAGUCCUCUGGGAAAUCUAAAAGCCGGUUUAUAUGUAAUUGGCAUAAAUGUGAUACUUGUAGAAGAGCUUCAGAUUUCCAAUGCUAUUGCUGUCCAAAGAGUGUUUGCGGGCGUUGUAUCAAAUCUGCCGAUUUUGUUCAUGUUAAAGGGAAGAAAGGAUUCUGUGAGCACUGCUUGAAGCUUACACUACUUGUGGAAGAAAAGAAAGAUGUUGAUUCUGAGGGGGAAACUGUAGACUUUAACAAUCGGAACACGUACGAGACUCUAUAUAAGGAAUAUUGGGAGAUUAUUAAUGACACUGAAAAGUUGACUCUUGAGGAACUCUUAUCCGCGAAAACAAAACUGAAAUCUGGAAAAAAUUACGAUUCAGACCAAAACGACGACAGUGAUGAGUACCAAUGUUCGGAUUCUGAAGAAAAUGAAGAAAAGAAACCACACGGUUCUGGAAAGAAAAUGAAAAGAGCAAAGCCUGAACCUUUAGAGAAAAAAGUCAAAACAAAAGUAAAAAAGGAAGUCAAAGGGAAGUCAAAGUCAAACAAGGAAGAGUUCAUGGGAUGGGGAUCAACGCGCGUCAUCGAAUUUCUUACCUACAUAGGAAAAGAUACAUCUAUUGCAUUAUCUCAACGUGAGCUAGAAAACAUCGUUAAAAGAUACAGUCAGGAAAAGAAUCUAAUCCAAAAGAACAAGAUAGUCGAGUGUGACGAAUGGUUACGGUCCGUUUUUAAAAGAAAAACAAUACGAAUGAAUAGAAUUUAUGAUUCUUUGGAGACCCAUUUGGCUGAAAAUCAGGUGUCAUCCGACGAAGAUGAAGAUGAAGAAGAAGAAGAAGAAGAUGAUUUACGGUAUGAAUCAGAGGAAAUUGAUCAUGAACAUAAGGAGGUGGUGGUGCUCAAUAAAAGGAAGAAAAAGAAUAAUGACGGUAAAGUAGUAGAGAAACAAGAGGAUGUGACAGAUGUUUCGCAUUACCAGUUUGCGGCAAUUGUGCCUGAAAACAUUAGGCUAGUGUAUUUGAGAAGGAGUUUAGUGCAGGAGUUUACUAAAGAACCGGAGAGCUUCAAGAGUAAAGUAGUAGGAAGUUUUGUGAGAGUUAAAGAAGAUACAAAUGGUUUCUUUUCAAGGGGUUCUUAUCAGCUUAUGCAAAUAACAGGUGUAAAGAAAUGUUUGGUUGAUGAAAAUGAAUUUAUUCUGAAAGCAUCAGAAACAGAUAUCUGCAUCACUUCGCUGUCGGAUGAUGACUUCUCUGAGGAAGAAUGUCAAGAUUUAAAAAAGAAAGUGAAAUCCGGAAUACUUCAAAAGCUUGAGUUGACAGUUCUUGAAGAAAAGGCUAGGAGUCUGCACAGGGACAUUGUGACACAUUGGAUUCCUCGAGAGCUUGGCAUAUUGAAACAUCGCAUCGACCAAGCAAACGAGAAAGGAUGGAGAAAAGAGCUGUUUGAGUACUUGAGAAAAAGGGAACUCUUGCUAGAUGAAAAAAACAAGCAAAAAUUACUAGAAACGCUUCCAAGUGUGGUUCCAGAUGUUGAAGAUGACAGCAAAGAUUCACCAAAAUCUAUUCUAACACAUUCGUCAUCGGCUGCUUUCGGUAUCACUUCAGUGAAAGAAGAAGUGCCCGCAUCUGAAACAUACGAAAUGGCGAUGAAACUGGAGAAAUUUUUUGGUUCCCUGGAGAAGCAAGAAAAGUCAAGUAAACCAUCUAUUGUCAAAAGUCCAAGUCAAUUGUUUGACUUUAGUAAAGAAAAGUCAAGCAUGGAUGAUAUAAGCAAGGCGGAUGUUGAAGACACUGAAAGCUCUCAAUGGUUCGUUACAUGCCUGAGCGGUGAAAAGGUGGGGCCCGUAUCGUUAUCGGUGCUCAAGAACUGGAGCCAGACCCAAGCUGCAUCAAAAUCCAUGAUUUAUAAGAUAAACGAAAGCAAAGAACAGGCCAAGCCACUGACUGCUGUGCUGAAUCUUGCUUUUUUUAUAAAAUGAUCAUGUUUUCAGGGGUUCUUUUGAAACUUAUGUUUUGACUUUGCUGAAGUCAAAGUAGUAUGUGCAGUUCAUGAGUCUAUUUUUAGUGGUGGUAUUAUAUAAGAGCAAGAGACCAGUGGUUUUGGAAACAUGUUGUUCAUAGUCUAAGAACAGGUAAGAUUGGUCUCGUUGUGUUGUGUUGAACUCUCUGCCUAUUUUAGUUGUUUUUUGUGUUUAAAUCUGGUGUUU